Messenger RNA from Tachyglossus aculeatus (Australian echidna), 1132 nucleotides. RefSeq names its product translocase of inner mitochondrial membrane 8A (gene TIMM8A). NCBI's taxonomy places the organism in Eukaryota, Metazoa, Chordata, Mammalia, Monotremata, Tachyglossidae. The annotation marks the transcript as partial. The transcript has 2 exons. The record is from RefSeq and is a predicted model, not a curated record.
GGCGGGCCGGGGGCCGGGCUGGGCGCCGUGGACCCGCAGCUGCAGCACUUCAUCGAGGUGGAGACGCAGAAGCAGCGGUUCCAGCAGCUGGUGCACCAGAUGACCGAGCUCUGCUGGGAGAAGUGCAUGGACAAACCGGGGCCGAAGCUGGACAGUCGGGCCGAAACCUGCUUCGUGAACUGCGUCGAGCGCUUCAUCGACACCAGCCAGUUCAUCCUGAACCGACUGGAGCAGACUCAGAAAUCCAAGCCGGGCUUCUCGGAGAGCCUGUCCGACUGAGCGGGAGCGACCGCAGCGGGAGAGGCGGCCCGCCCCCGCCCCUUCUCCGCCGGAGGGAUGAGCCACCUGCGGCUCUCGGCGGGGCUUGGGAUCCGUGGGGGUGGAGGUGGGGAUGAAUUGUUUUUUAAGGUAAUUUGGGGGAAAUUCUGGGACAGAUGAAUGAAUGAAAGGCUGCAGUGGGGCCCUUUGACUUUCCACGGGCCCCUCGGGGGCAGGGCCCGUCUGGCCGCUAGCUCUAAGCCACCCCACGCCGGGGCCACUUGGAGAGGAAUCUGACAGCCGCCGCCGGGCCCGUCAGUGGCGGACACGCGGACGGGUACCGGGCAGGACCCUCGCCCGUCUCUUAGUGGGAGGGGCGGCCCGGCAUCGUCACCGCCGGCCCCCCGCCCAGUCCCGUGCGCGCUGGCCCGGGUCUCCGCAGAAGCAUCUCGGCUCCGAGGGUCGUCCGACGCCCUCGCUGACGUGUUUAACUUCUGGGUCUCUCGUUGGCUCCGCCGAUGGAGCGGGAGGCAGAAGGUGCCAGGGUGGGGCAUUGAUGCCCCAGCUCCGAAGGCCGCCCUGGGCCCAGAAGAACCUACCCGGUGUUUCAGGGUUUGCGGUGACUGGAAGUAAACUCGGCCAGGUACCUAGCAGGCAGCUGCUUUCCGAAAGAGAGCGAGCUGCUCAUCUGAGACGAAUCAGGUCCGAUUGAUUGUUCCAUUAACAGCGAUGAAAUAAAAGCCCGUACGCCUCUUUGCAUUAGGUUGGCGUGUCUGAUUGGGAAGGUGUCUUGCCCUGAGGGCUGCCUCUCCUCAGGAACAAAACGGGGCCAGGGAACACGUCUGCUAAUUCCGUGGUACGUUUUCUCCCAGGC